Molecule: messenger RNA, 1995 nt
Organism: Exaiptasia diaphana
Lineage: Eukaryota; Metazoa; Cnidaria; Anthozoa; Actiniaria; Aiptasiidae
Product: kinase D-interacting substrate of 220 kDa B
Exons: 2
Coding region: 4-1059 (351 amino acids)
Molecular function (GO): protein binding
Source: RefSeq, a predicted model, not a curated record
GAUAUGAAAAAAAUGGACAUCUCUGUGAAGAUCCUUGACAAAGAUUACAGAAAAGCACAGGAAAAUCUCAUCGAAAUUGCCAGGAAAACCGCAGARCUCUUGGAUGAUGAAUCUACUGCUUUGGAUAGCCCAACAAAUAAGGAAGUACAUUUAAUUGAUGCAAAAGGAAGAUCAACACCACUGAUAUACGAAUCCUUAAAGCUAAGUUGGCCCGAGUUGUACCAGUUGUACCGUGCAAAUGGAGCUACUUUAAUACCUGGAAAUGACCGAAUAGUGAUUGAUGUAGAAGAUCCAGUUAAAGGUGUUACCCGUGCAAUAGCAGAUUCUAAUGAAAAUCCAAAUGUUGCAGAUAUAACAGGAAAGACACCUUUGAUAAAUGCUGCACARUAUCAUAUGGCAAGGAUUUCAAAGAAGCUAAUUGAAGCUGGUGCAGAUAUACAUCUCACCGAUGGUAAUGAUGAAACAGCACUGAUUUACGCUCUCCGAGGUGGAAAUAAGAAGAUUAGCCUUGCUUUGGUAAACGCUGGAGCAGAUAUCAAUUUUAGGGAUAAGUAUGAAAGAACRCCGCUGAUAUACGCUUUUCAAAACCACUGGCCUGUCAUCGCAGAAAAACUAAUGAAAGAUGGUGCAGAAAUCAACGUUGCCAAGGAUGAUAAAGCUGCUAUAGGAACAGCUCUCGUUUGGGCAGCCAAAAAAGGWCAUGAAAAAAUAACCCAAGCUUUGAUAAAAGCCAGGGUAGAUGUAAAUUUUAGAGACAAGGACCGGAGAACAGCACUAAUGUAUGCAGCAAGCAAUAACAACAACGKCAACAAAGAAACCAUUGCAAGAAUGUUGAUUGAUGCCGGUGCAGAUGUGAACGCAGUAGAUAGAGAGGGAAAAACGGCACUGAAUUGGGCUGCCAAAAAUGGGAGUGAAGAAAUCAUCCAAUCCUUGCUGGCUGCUGGUGCAGACAUUAAUGUCAAMGAUAAGUAUCAAAACACACCAUUUAUGACAGCUGUCCAAGAAGAGCAAGAAAGUAUURUGGGAAUACUAAAUGAUGUGUUGCAGAAGGGGAUCUGAUACCAAUUUCCAAGAAUAAAUAAAAGUCCCUGAGAUCGAUGGAGUGUCAAAUCUCGAUAAAAGUAAUAUUUGMAAACAGUUAAGUKUAAACAUUUAAUGACAUAAACAACGCUUCGUUGUCAUCUGGGCAGUACAUUCAKAUUCUUCAUCUUCAAGUCAAUUUAGUAAGCCUUGAAAAAUACGGCUAGUUCACAAGGUACGUAAAUGACACUUCUGUGAUUACAAAUAUCGUUGAAACAGYUGACUUUCUUGUUUCACUGAAUUUGUGACAUCCUUCAAUUUCAACACGGAACUGGCCAACGAGAAUGAGYUUUAAAAACWUCUUGGGAAUGAGCAUCAUGAUGAAAGGGUCCAAUCUGCUCACACGCGUCUUAUACUAACCGUACAAACACUGGUUUAUUUCUCCAUCAUCAAAAAAAUGCGCUACACAAGAGAUCACUUCUCGCUAACAUGUUCCACCGCGCACACCGACUCUCAUCAAAGGAUUUAUUCUUUGCACUGGAUGUGAGCUUCUUAAGCAGAUCCUUAUGACUCGAGUAAUGUAUAUUAUGCCAGUCACGUCAGCAAAGAUGAAUGAACUAAGCGCAUUCAUGUCAAAGAUCAAAAGUCAGCUGAUGUCCUUCGUAAACAACUUGCCGCUAAAAACAUAAACAUAUYGACAUUACUAUCGAACMUGUAUUCAGAAGUCUGAAAAUCAAUGAUGAACUCCUUUAUAUYCUGUCAUAAGUUAACASUGCGUUCUGUACCAUUUUGUGCAGGUAUACAGUCCGACUGUGCUAGAGCACGUGGGGUUUACUAUUCCACAUUUAUCACAUGCAUGUAUAUCGGCUGUCAAGCCUGUUCAUUGGUAAACAUCUUAAUGACAAUAAUAUAAAAAUUAGGUAAACCUAUUAUAGUGGAYCUUCAUAAGUAAACACAUCAAAGAAUCGUAUGUCA